UCGCGUUGGGACCUGUGCAGCAGCGGGGGCAGAGGUUGCCGUCCAUCCUGGCUGCAGGAUCACGUCUCUGCGGGGAACCCUGUGCUCCUCUGGAGCUCCCUUGUGCUCAUCUGAUUAUCUGGAUACCACACAUAGCAUCUAUAUUAUUAAAGCACUUGUGUGGAGCGUGUUGCAGCAGCACCAUAACAGUGAUAGAGGCACUUUCCAGUUUUACGCAGACUUUCUCAUAAAGGUGUCGGGGAAGUGUGUUUCCAGGCAGUUGUGAAGGAGAUGAGGCGUAGAGGAGGCGACUGGCCCUUGGAGCCAAGCUGUAAAGGUUUUGGCUUGGGGAGGAAGUGCAGGGGUAGGGUACGGACAGGAGAAGCAGAGGAGCUUACAGCUUUCAGGAAUUACUGAACUUAUCCACCAUCUCAAUCUCGUGCAUGGUGAGACAAGCUCUGCAACUUGUAUUAUCCCUGUGUUCUUGCAUACUGCAUUUUUUUGCUCCUUUCUUUGUUAGUAUAGCUUGGAUUUUCAUCCAGCCCAAGCCACCUUUUCCAAAGUGUAUGACAUGUCAGCAGUUUUCUGACAGUCCGCUUCCUUCAGAGUGUCUCUUUGAUGGUGAAGGUCCCUCUUUGACAUAAAGGAGUUCGUAGAUGAGAAAGAGAUGGGAAGGUGAGAAUGUAGCUAGGCAUGCCAUCUUCAUACGUAGCACUGACUGUUCAGUGACGGGUAAACGAUGGUGCUGCUUAGGGACUGAAAAAAGUUACACAUUUCAUAUGUGGAUGUAGAUGAGUUGUAGGAAUGUUUUCCUUAGCUAGAGAAAAGUGUAGGAUUUUUCCUGAACUGUGUUUUAUGCAUUGUCUGGUUGAAAGGCAAGGGGAGGGCGUGUUUAUUAAAUGAGUAAGUGAGUAAGUACACUUAGUUUUUUCCUGAGUAAUUGUUCUGGCUUUAGCAAACUGCUUGACCUCUCCACGCUCACUUCUCCCAUGUCAAUUUAUAUGAUAAUGCAAAAUAGGUGUUUUUAUUUUCUUCAGCUUACACCAUACUCACCAACCCGUGGUACAGAUAUGCUAAGAGCCAAGGAUGCUCUCCUGCGCCUGUGGCCCCACCGCUGCACAUGUCUGGCACAACUUCCAGCCUGCCAGUUCGCAUGGCGUUCGCUGCACGGGCAGCCGCUGCACCCCGAGUGGGCUGCCCUUGCUGAAAAGCAGCUGAAAGGCAAGAAUCCAAAGGAUUUAAUUUGGCACACCCCAGAGGGGAUCGACAUCAAGCCUUUAUACUCCAAAAGGGACACGAAAGACCUCCCUGAGGAGCUGCCAGGGGUGAAACCUUUCACUCGAGGACCCUACCCAACCAUGUACACAUACAGGCCGUGGACUAUCCGCCAAUAUGCUGGCUUCAGUACAGUGGAAGAGAGCAAUAAGUUCUACAAGGACAACAUUAAAGCUGGCCAGCAGGGAUUAUCUGUUGCUUUUGAUUUAGCCACUCACCGUGGUUAUGAUUCAGACAAUCCACGAGUUCGAGGAGACGUUGGAAUGGCUGGAGUUGCCAUUGAUACAGUGGAAGACACCAAAAUCCUUUUUGAUGGAAUUCCUUUAGAGAAAAUGUCGGUUUCUAUGACAAUGAACGGGGCAGUCAUUCCCGUGUUGGCAACAUUCAUUGUAACUGGAGAAGAACAGGGAGUGCCUCAGGCCAAGCUGACAGGGACAAUCCAAAAUGACAUCUUGAAGGAGUUCAUGGUCCGAAAUACGUACAUUUUCCCCCCAGAACCAUCGAUGCGGAUUAUUGCUGACAUCUUCCAGUACACCUCAAAGUAUAUGCCAAAAUUUAAUUCCAUUUCAAUCAGUGGGUACCAUAUGCAAGAGGCAGGCGCUGAUGCCAUUCUGGAAUUAGCUUAUACUAUAGCAGAUGGCUUGGAGUACUGCAGAACUGGACUUAAAGCUGGCCUUACCAUUGAUGAAUUUGCACCAAGGCUUUCCUUCUUUUGGGGAAUUGGCAUGAACUUCUAUAUGGAAAUAGCUAAGCUGAGAGCUGGAAGGCGGCUGUGGGCUCACUUGGUAGAGAAAAUGUUUAAGCCUAAGGAUCCCAAAUCUCUUCUGCUGAGAGCGCAUUGUCAAACUUCAGGCUGGUCACUCACUGAGCAGGAUCCCUUUAACAAUGUUAUCCGUACUACAAUUGAAGCAAUGGCUGCGGUGUUUGGAGGUACACAGUCUUUGCAUACAAAUUCAUUUGAUGAAGCCUUGGGCUUGCCUACAGUGAAGAGUGCUCGCAUUGCUCGGAACACGCAGAUCAUAAUUCAGGAGGAGUCAGGCAUUCCUAAAGUGGCGGACCCCUGGGGCGGAUCUUACCUCAUGGAGUGCCUCACCAAUGAUGUCUAUGAAGCUGCUUUAAAGCUUAUUGAGGAGAUUGAAGAAAUGGGUGGCAUGGCCAAAGCUGUUGCUGAGGGGAUUCCCAAACUUCGUAUUGAAGAGUGUGCAGCCCGAAGACAAGCCAGGAUUGACUCUGGGUCUGAAGUAAUUGUUGGAGUAAACAAGCAUCAGCUGGAAAAAGAGGAGACAGUCGAAGUUCUGGCUAUUGAUAAUACCUCAGUCCGUAGCAAGCAGAUCGAGAAGAUCAAUAAGGUGAAGGCUAGUAGAGAUCAAGCAGCAGCCCAGCAAUGUCUCGCUGCUCUAACGCAGUGUGCUGCUACUGGGGAAGGCAACUUACUUGCACUUGCAGUGGAAGCAGCACGUUCAAGAUGCACCGUUGGAGAAAUAACAGAUGCAAUGAAGAAGGUGUUUGGGGAGCAUAAAGCCAGUGACCGAAUGGUGAGCGGAGCUUAUCGACAGGAGUUUGGAGAGAGUGAUGAAAUUCUUCAUGCCAUCAAUAGAGUUAACAAGUUCAUGGAUCGUGAGGGGCGCAGGCCUCGUAUACUUGUUGCAAAGAUGGGUCAAGAUGGUCAUGACAGAGGAGCUAAAGUUAUUGCUACGGGAUUUGCAGACAUUGGCUUUGACGUGGACAUAGGUCCCCUCUUCCAGACCCCUCGAGAAGUGGCCCAGCAGGCGGUUGAUGCAGAUGUGCACUGUGUUGGUGUGAGCACACUUGCAGCAGGUCAUAAAACUCUUGUGCCUGAACUCAUCAAAGAACUCAAUGCCCUUGGCCGGCCAGACAUUCUUGUCAUAUGUGGAGGUGUCAUCCCACCUCAGGAUUACGACUUCCUGUAUGAAGCCGGCAUUACCAGUGUGUUUGGUCCAGGGACUCGUAUUCCAAAAGCAGCCGUCCAGGUGUUGGAUGAUAUUGAGAAGUGCCUGGAGAAGAGGCAGCAAUCUAUGUAAUGCUGAAAUGUCACACAACGCAACCAGCCUUAUACUAAUCGCUUACAGAAUGUAAUCAUCAGCAAGGGAUGGCCAGCCACAUACCUUUGGUUCCACUGCCCCGCGGCCUGGUGUUUUGUGCUUUCUAAGAAAGUUGUAAAUUCUCUGCUUGUUCUAUUUGAGGAUUAUUUAUAUAUGUACCCACAAGAAAAUUUUAUCUCUAGAACUAUGACUUCAGGGAAUGAAGGGAAUUCAGUAGGUGGGUUUGGGUUUUUUUCCAGAUAUACUGAUAAAUAAAAUAUCCAUUCCA
Messenger RNA from Harpia harpyja (harpy eagle), 3585 nucleotides. It is a transcript of the gene MMUT, whose product is annotated as methylmalonyl-CoA mutase. The coding region runs from base 969 to 3296 and encodes 775 amino acids. Lineage: Eukaryota; Metazoa; Chordata; Aves; Accipitriformes; Accipitridae. Gene Ontology annotation, cellular component: mitochondrion. The transcript has 12 exons. The record is from RefSeq and is a predicted model, not a curated record. Gene Ontology annotation, molecular function: methylmalonyl-CoA mutase activity; metal ion binding; cobalamin binding.